AAUUGUUUUGAAGAAGCCAUUAUCUUCAGACAAAUUACACACCCCAAAUGAUUCCCAGUGCUCGAUGCAAUUUCAAUGUUUAAGAUGCUUUCAAUGCUCCAUGUUCCGCAAUGCUCAAAACAAAUUCAACGUUCAAUAAUCGGAUCGCAAUCCAGACUCUUGGAAAAACAGAUCCCAUCUCAUAGCAACUAUAGGCUGAAAGCCGUCUUGGUAGCAGGAAAUUUCAUCUUCCUGCCCUUACAUUAUUAAGAUUUUCCAAGUAUUAUUUUAUUGGUGGCGUGAUGCAAAAAAAGAAAUCUUCUACCCGGAUUUAUCAACCUUUGAGACCUAUCUAUAGACUACUGCUGUAUGUCUCACUAUAAACUCCUACAUUCAAUUCGAUGUAUCUCUUUUCCCUCUAUAUUCGAAUCACAAUUUGUACAUGCGCGAUCUCUUUCCAUAAUUAUGGUUGAUAGUUUUCAGCCAUAUUCUCCAAGCUGGCCUGAAUCAACUUUUAUGCCGUGCUAUCUUGUCGAGAGACAUAAGAAUUUUUUCUUACCCCUUGGUGGCUUCAAGUAUUUGCCUAGACGUCCAGGUAUUUAGUAUUUCAAUAUUCCCUACCUUAAUCCAUUUCUUACCUCUCCUUCAUUCUCAUCAUAAAUUGUCCUUCUUUUUACAUUUAAGUCCUCCAUCUUUCUGGAGCUGCGACCACGCCAAUCUUUAAGCAUCACUCGUUUUGCUCAAAGCAAUCAUGGCACCACGUUCGUUAAGAGAUUCUUUAUUCUUGGCCGCCACCUUUGGUGUUGCAAGUGCAAGCAUCAAAUUAGAAGGUCGUCAUCCUCAACAUCGGGAUCUUGUACCCCGUCAAGAAAACUGUCCACUUCCGGUGACAGUCACCGUCACUGUCGUUCCAAGUUAUUGUCCAACGGUGCCACCUUCUAGUAUCGCAACAUCUUCGGCUUUUGCUACAUCUAGUUUGGGAUCUGAAUCGAUAACCAGUACCGAGCCAAUUUUCUCCAGUCAAUCGACUUCGAUUCCGACUGUGAGUAGCAGUAUUCCAGUAUCACUUUCGAGUAGCGGAUUGCCAGCAUCAACUUCGACUGCGAUCAGUUCUGGAAGCUUUCCCUCAUCCAUUGGUUCUGUCUCAUCUCAAGCCAGUGUGCUUCCAACUAUUUCGAGCUCGGUGUUGUCAUCAUCGGUACUCUCCUCGUCGGCAAUUCCAUCAUCGGUGUUCUCAUCAUUGGUACUCCCAUCAUCGGUACUUUCAACUUUCAGCAUUUCGGAAUCGCAAGUGUCUUCAGUAUAUAUUUCGGUCAGUAGUACUUUAUCAUCGGAAACUGUUGAAACCAGCAGUAACGUUCAGUCCACAGCUCCAGCAUCCUCCUCGGCGGCUGUGGGAACAUCGACAUCAGCCUUUACUACCUUUUCCGAGCAAUCCAGUUUCUCAAGCGUAGCUACUUCUUCCGGUUAUUUGGUCUCCUCAUCAUCGGCAGUACCAACGGAUUCAGUCCCUCUCAGCAGUAGCGUACCUACAAUUUCCAGUAGUCAAUCCGCAAUUUCUUCUGCUGGAAGUUCAGUUGCAUCUGAGAUAUCUUCCUUCUCAGGAAGCAGUGCCUCACUUUCUACGUUGGUAUCCGCAGCCCCUAGCUCAGUUUCUGAAGUCAGCAGUACGGAAAGUCUCUCAUCGGCGGUUUUCACAUCGGUUUUCAGCUCAGAUUUCGGAAUUUCGACGUCAAUUCCAGCCGCAACUAGCAGUUUCUCUUCGGAGCCAGUAAUUUCAAGCUCGACCAUUGUUUCAUCAAGCUCUGCUAUUGAAACGAGCGUCUUGAGCUUUUCCUCUGGAGCUGUCAGUUCUGUUCUUUCAACCUCCUCUUUGAUCCCAUCAGUACCGUCGUCGACUGUUUCUGAGGCAUCGACUUCUAUACCCGCCACUAGUAGCAGCUUCUCUUCCGAGCCAGUAGUUUCAAGCUCGGCCUUCCUUUCAUCAAGUUCUGCUGUUGAGACGAGUGCUUCGAGCUUUUCCUCUGGAGCUUCGAGUUCGGUUAUUCUAAGCUCUUUGAUCCCUACAGUAUCAUCCUCGGUCGUUUCUGAGCCAUCAUCGACUUCAAUACCUGUCACUAGUAGCAGCUUCUCUUCUGAGCCAGUAAUUUCAAGCUCAGCCGUGCUUUCAUCAAGCUUUGCUGUUGAAACAAGUGCUUCGAGCUUUUCCUCUGCAGCUUCGAGUUCUGUUGUUCUAAGUUCUUUGAUCCCAUCGGUGUCAUCCUCGAUCGUUUCUGAGCCAUCAUCAAGUUUCGCUAGCUCUAUUACCUCCGGAUCAUCAUCGGCAUCGGCAUCAGCAUCAGCAACCGCCUCCGGUAGCUCAAUUGUCUCUGCCUCUGAAUCUUCAUUCGCAUCUUCGACAUUGGCUUCAAGCUCCGAAAGUGGUCUUCCAUCAAGCUCAAGUUAUAUCGCCAUCAGUUCCACGAUUCCAGUAUCGUCAUCCUCAGCCCCAGAAAGUAUAUCAUCUACUGAAUCUGGUUCACAAUCAACAGUAACUUUGAGUUCCAUUCCCGUCACAUCUUCUGCUUUAAGCUCCGAAUCCACACCUGCGCCCAGCGGUUCGCUAAGUUCUUUCGGUCCAACUUCUACUUCUGCUGUAUCCUCUAUUGCCGCCUCAUCAUCUGCUGUAAUAAGCUCAAGUGCUAUUUUGUCGAGUUCCACUGCAGAAAGCUCAAGUGCUACCACCACAGGAUCAACCAUCCCUGCACCAACACAAGUCCCAAUCAUCGAUACUUCAGUUGGUGAAUAUGUGGAAUUGGGUUGCUACAUAGAUUCCACUUACAAUGGUUUCCCAUUGACCCCACCUCCCACACCAAUUGGUGGCAGCACCGAUCCGUCAGUAGUUGGUUCACCCGCCAGCUGUGCAUUAUUUUGUUCCACCGCCAACAAUGGUGAAGCAUUCGACUUCAUGGGUAUCGAGCCAGGCCAUUGCUAUUGUUCCAAUGGAUAUGAUCUCGGUCAAGCGGAUGGUAUUUGUAACUACCAAUGUCCAGAUGAUCCAUCUCAAUCUUGUGGAGGAAAUUCACCCGCAAGGAGAUUCUCACGUCGUGCCGGUCCCCCGUCAAUCGUCACUUAUCAACUCCGACGUCGCGUCAUAUCUUCUUCUGCUAUCAGUUCAUCGCCAGCUACUUCGUCUUCAGCUCAAUCUCCUGGUAGUACUAUAUCAUCUUCUGCUUCUUCUGUUCCUCAAUCUGCAUCGGCAAGUUCAACUGAAUCAGUCAUAUCAAGUGCUGUACUUUCAUCCAGUGAAGCUGCUACUUCUUCCUCAAUUGCCGCGACUUCCUCGAACAUCCCAUCCAGCUCCUCGGUACCAACCUCAUCGAUCUCUUCUUCAACCGAGCCAUCUAGCAUAAGCAGUAGCAAUCCUACAACUGUGCCAUCUAGUGCUAUUCCAUCGAGUUCUUCUGCCUUCACUUCGACUGAAGUAUCAUCAUCAUUCAGCUUUUCUAGCAGUAAUGUUGUAUCAUCAGCUGAAUCAACCUUCGGUCCAAGUAGCUCCCAAGGCCCAAGUUCUGUUCCACCGACCAGCUCGGCAUUCUCUUCUGCUCAACAAGCUUCAUCAAGUGUUAUCUCGAGCUCUCAACGCACUUCAGUUAGUGCUGAGCCAUCGAGCAGUCAAGUCAGCAAUCUUCCAUCGAGUUCAGUUGAACCAUCAUCGAUUGCUUCAUCUGUGACCACUCAAUCCACCUCAAGUAGUGUUGAGCCAUCCAGCAGCCAAUCCAGUAAUCUUCCAUCGAGCUCCACUGAAUCAUCAUCCAUCUCUUCAUCUAUAGUCCAAGAAUCCAGUACUAUAUCCAGCAUUGCUCAAUCGAUCAGUUCAUCGGCCUCGACGACCAGCCAGCCUCCAAUCUCAUCUUCAGCCGCAUCCACGACAUCACAACUCCCAAGCAGCACUCCAUUCUCAUCUUCAGCUGCUUCUUCCAUCCUCCCAACCUCCUCAGCCGCACCUUCCUCAUUCUCCACCCGUACAUCAUCAAGUUCAUCUUCGAGCACCAUAUCCACGUGCCCAGCAGCUACAAUCACAAACGGAGGUUUUGAAUCCGGAGCCUUGGCACCCUGGGCCCCAAGAAGCGACGGUAUCGCCAACGCCAAGAGUAACGUCGUUAUCAACAAUCCAGCUGUUGCACACACGGGUAACUCUUACCUGUAAGUAUCCCUCAUUCCCACCCUGGCUCUAAUCCACACCUCCACCUCUUUUAAAAAAAAAAUUACCCAGGCUAACAACAAACCUCCCACAGCCAAAUAACCAUGACCCAAGACUUCCUCUCUCUAAUCCAACAAACCACCACCAUCUGCCCGACAACCAAAUCCCUCACCCUAACUGCCUGGGGCCAAGCCGCCAAAUCCCGCGAUUGCUGGCUCCAAAUCUGCGUAAACAAGGAUACAUACUGUUCGGUACCCACUCCAUUAAAGAAAGGCAAAUGGAAGAAAAACACCCUAGUAUACAAGCCACGAAACAAUCUCGUCGGAAGAACGGACGCAAAGGUCCAAAUUUAUACAGAGUGUCGAGGAGAAAGUGACGGAAUGGUAUUGGUAGACGAUGUGGUUAUUACUCGAUCGAAGCUAUCGUCUCGAGAGGUCGUGCCGCAGUUAGCGCCUAGGAUGGGAACGUUGAAGAUGAUUGGUGCUUAAGCGAUUGGUUGGUUUAUUAGAACGAAUUAGUGUUGUUUAGUGGAUCGGAGGCGUGUGCGUUG
Molecule: messenger RNA, 4712 nt
Organism: Sclerotinia trifoliorum
Lineage: Eukaryota; Fungi; Ascomycota; Leotiomycetes; Helotiales; Sclerotiniaceae
Source: the annotation of a GenBank genome assembly